This is a messenger RNA of Micromonas pusilla CCMP1545, 1208 nucleotides long. Its product is annotated as s24-like peptidase. The record is from RefSeq and is a predicted model, not a curated record. Gene Ontology annotation, molecular function: serine-type endopeptidase activity. NCBI's taxonomy places the organism in Eukaryota, Viridiplantae, Chlorophyta, Mamiellophyceae, Mamiellales, Mamiellaceae. The transcript has a single exon. Gene Ontology annotation, cellular component: signal peptidase complex; membrane. The coding region runs from base 86 to 610 and encodes 174 amino acids.
UACAGCUGUACACGUACACGUACAUGUGCGUCGCCAAUAUUUCUUCAUCACGAGCCUCGCUUUCUUAGUGAAAUUGACGCAUGACAUGAUCUCAGAGCUUUGUUCGCUGAACAGGCGCCAGCUCGUACUUCAAAUUUUAGGUCUUGGGCUUGUAAUUACUUCUGCUCUUGUCAUUUGGAGGUCACUAGUGUAUCUCACUAAUAGUGAGUCUCCCAUGGUCGUUGUCCUGAGCGGCUCGAUGGAGCCAGCUUUCUUUCGGGGCGAUAUACUGUUUCUAAAUCAUUCAAAGAGGAGUAUCUCAGUCGGGGAGGUAAUCGUUUUUAACAUCGAAGGUCGAAAAAUACCGAUCGUCCAUCGGGUGAUAAGCUCAUACAGCGGAAAAACGCUAAAUAAUACAAAUUAUCUCACGAAGGGUGACAACAACUUUGGGGACGAUACUGUGCUGUAUGCUGCUGGGCAGCCAACACUGUCCACAGAUAAUAUUGUAGGUGGCGUGGCUGCAUUCAUACCAUGCAUCGGCCGGAUUACGAUAAUAAUGAACGACUUCCCUAUAUUAAAGUACAGUGUCAUCGGAAUACUGUGUUUCUUAGUGGUAUUAAGCCGGGACUGACAUGAAGGCAACUCGCUAUCAGAACUUGGGCCACACAUGUAGUCGUGUACAGAACGUGUACACGUGUAGUCGUGUACAGUACGUGUAACGUUGUAUGAUACGAAGGUUCUUAUUUAUGUAGAACAGUGCUGGCGCUACAACGUACUUCCGGAAGUACUUCUGAAGAACUCGUAACGGUUUUAUACGAUUGUACUUUCGGAAUGUUAAUACAUUAGAAGUUUAAUAUGUUAGCUAGAUGUAUAAGGUGCACGUUGUACGGAAGGAAGUAUUUGAGAUCACUUUCGAAACUACAUCUCGGGCUAUAACGUCUAUAUUAUCCCUGUUUCUAUCUUCGAAGAUAGAUUAUAUGGCCCUGAUUAGGCUAAUCGAAGAUAGACUAUGUAGCCCUAUUUGGAAUCUACAGUAUAGGACUAUAGACUUUCGUACUGACUAGUGGCUAGCAGGCUACCAUCGAAGGUACCUUCGCUGGUAGGACGAUAAAUAGUCUAGCGAGGCGUAGUGGCUAGCUAGCUACGUAGCUAGGCUAUUUCCGGACGUAAAACCAACUACUUCCGGAAGUACCUUCGAAGGUAAAUUAUACAAGCUAGCUAAGUUUGUU